UCGGCCUCAGGGGCCACUUCCACCCGGCCCCACCGACCCUCCCUCCAGGACCAGGCCCGCCAAGCGUGAGGAGCCCUGAGGUGGCCGGCGGCUGCGUGUGGGACAUGGCCCAGUCCUCCUCCACUGCCCCUGAUGAGGAGUCCACCUUUGAACACCUCUGGAGCUCACUAGAGCCAGACAGCACCUACUUCGACCUCUCGCAGCCCAGCCAGGGCAACACAGAAGCGGCGGGCAGCACAGAGGCCAGCAUGGACGUCUUCCACCUGCAAGACAUGACCACUCCUGUCAUGGCCCAGUUCAAUUUGCUCAGCAGCACCAUGGACCAGAUGAGCAGCCGCGCGGCCCCAGCCAGCCCCUACACCCCGGAGCACGGCGCCAGCGUGCCCACCCACUCACCCUACGCCCAGCCCAGCUCCACCUUCGACACCAUGUCUCCCGCGCCCGUCAUCCCCUCCAACACCGACUACCCUGGCCCCCACCACUUCGAGGUCACCUUCCAGCAGUCGAGCACCGCCAAGUCUGCCACCUGGACGUACUCCCCGAUGCUGAAGAAGCUUUACUGCCAAAUCGCCAAGACGUGCCCCAUCCAGAUCAAGGUGUCCGCGCCGCCGCCCCCGGGCACCGCCAUCCGGGCCAUGCCCGUCUACAAGAAAGCGGAACACGUGACCGACGUCGUGAAGCGCUGCCCCAAUCACGAGCUCGGGAGGGACUUCAACGAAGGACAGUCUGCCCCAGCCAGCCACCUUAUCCGCGUGGAAGGCAACAACCUCUCACAGUAUGUGGAUGACCCUGUCACCGGCAGGCAGAGCGUCCUGGUGCCCUACGAGCCCCCGCAGGUGGGGACGGAAUUCACCACCAUCCUGUACAACUUCAUGUGUAACAGCAGCUGCGUGGGCGGCAUGAACCGGAGGCCGAUCCUCAUCAUCAUCACCCUGGAGACCCGGGACGGGCAGGUGCUAGGCCGCCGGUCCUUCGAGGGCCGCAUUUGUGCCUGUCCUGGGCGUGACCGUAAGGCGGACGAGGACCACUACCGUGAGCAGCAGGCGCUGAGCGAGAAUGCUACAAAGAACGGGGCUGCCAGCAAGCGUGCCUUCAAGCAGAGCCCCCCUACCAUCCCCGCCCUGGGUGCCAACUCGAAGAAAAGGCGGCAUGGGGACGAGGACAUGUACUACAUGCACGUGAGGGGCCGGGAGAACUUCGAAAUCCUGAUGAAGGUCAAGGAGAGCCUGGAGCUCAUGGACCUCGUGCCGCAGCCCCUCGUGGACUCCUACCGGCAGCAGCAGCAGCAGCAGCUUCUACAGCGGCCGAGCCACCUGCAGCCGCCGUCCUACGGGCCUGUCCUCUCGCCCAUGAGCAAAGCGCACGGCAGCGUCAACAAGCUGCCCUCAGUCAACCAGCUGGUGGGCCCGGCUCCCCCACACACCUCAGCCACUGGGCCCAGCCUAGGACCCAUGGCCCCAGCGAUGCUCAGUGGCCACAGCCACGCCAUGCCCCCCAACGGUGAGCUGAACGGCGGCCACAGCUCCCAGACCAUGGUCCCGGGGUCCCACUGCACCCCACCACCCCCCUACCAUGCCGACCCCAGCCUUGUCAGUUUUUUAACAGGCUUGGGCUGUCCCAACUGCAUCGAGUAUUUUACCUCCCAAGGGUUGCAGAACAUCUACCACUUGCAGAACCUAACCAUAGAGGACCUCGGGGCCCUGAAGAUCCCCGACCAGUACCGCAUGACGAUCUGGAGGGGCCUGCAGGACCUGAAGCAGGGCCACGAGUGCGGCCAGCAGCUGCUGCGCUCCAGCAGCAACGCCGCCACCAUCUCCAUAGGCGGCUCAGGCGAGCUGCAGCGGCAGCGGGUCAUGGAGGCCGUGCACUUCCGCGUGCGCCACACCAUCACCAUCCCCAACCGCGGUGGCCCAGGCGGGGUGGCCGGUACUGAUGAGUGGGCCGACUUUGGCUUUGACCUGCCAGACUGCAAGUCCCGCAAGCAGCCCAUCAAGGAGGAGUUCCCAGAGAGCGAGGGGCGCUGAGGCGCUGCCCUGGCACCUUCCCUGCGGCUGGAUGGACAGGACACUGGGCUGCGCCCAGGGACACGGCAAGGUCCUCCGAUCCAGCACCACUUCUGAGGGACAUCACUGGCCUCAAGGGCUACCCAGGCCCAGGGGCCACCUGCAGACAGCCUGGACGCCCGCCUUUUGGAAACUCCCGAGCUGCCUGCUGUGUGCCUGCAGGGGCCAGGUGGGUUGGACAGGGCUGUUCCUGGAGCUGGGGACUGUGCUCAGGACCGCCUGCUGUCUUUCUGUGACUGCCAACAAGUAUUCCCACGUCUGAGGACGGCAGCAGCCAGCGACCAAGGCCUCACCCAGGACCCUGGGUCUGCAGACGAAUAUGGUGCCGUGGCUGCCCGAGGCCAGGCUGGGGACUCCUCGGCGGGACACGAGGAUCAGCUCUGUCCCCAGCCCACAGCUCUACAGGGACUGUGGUGACUUUCCUGGUCCACAUGGAGACCUGGGUUUGCUGGAACUGGAGCCAGCUGAGCCCGCAAUGGUCCUGGGGCCCCUACUGAGCAGAUCGAGGGACAGCUGUACUCAGAUG
Octodon degus (degu) is the source of this 2589-nucleotide messenger RNA. RefSeq names its product tumor protein p73 (gene Tp73). Bases 105 to 2024 code for a protein of 639 amino acids. Gene Ontology annotation, molecular function: RNA polymerase II cis-regulatory region sequence-specific DNA binding; protein binding; DNA-binding transcription factor activity, RNA polymerase II-specific. Gene Ontology annotation, biological process: apoptotic process; protein tetramerization; regulation of transcription by RNA polymerase II. Gene Ontology annotation, cellular component: nucleus. The record is from RefSeq and is a predicted model, not a curated record. Lineage: Eukaryota; Metazoa; Chordata; Mammalia; Rodentia; Octodontidae. The transcript is spliced from 14 exons.